ACUCGGCUUUCGACCUCCCAGGCUGACUGUCAGGGCUCUGUGAAUGUGUGUGUGUGCAUGUGUGUGAGUAUGAGAGAGUGUGUGUGUGAGAGAGAGAGAGCUGUAGAGAGUAGGGAGAUUGUGUGUCUGUGAAGAUUUAAAGAAAAAGAAGAAGAGAGGAAGAGGAGCAACAGCUUCUAGUUUUGUUUUGAGGGAGUUUGUUUUCUGACGGAGAGACAAUUUAGGGAAGUGAAGACGGGAUGAUGGUGAUGAUGAUGAUGAUGAAGGGCUUCCCUCAGCCUCUGCAGGCUCAGGUGAGCCCCAGGCUCCAAACUGAGUGCUAACCAUAAUGUCGCAGCACGAGCAGACCUCCAGCACCCUGCAGCUGGUUGCCAAUGAUAUGACCAACAUCAUGGAGAAGCUGGACACCCGCGAGCUCGACUUGGGAGAUGGAGAGUACGACACGACAGACACCAGCUCCACAGCAGACCAUCUGCCUUUCACGGCGAUCUACCACACUGUGGCUUUCAAGGAGCCCGAGGCCAAAGUCUUCCUGUCCUCUCCGAUCACUGCCAAGAUCCUGGAGGUGGAGCGGUUCACCUCAGCUCAGGACCGCUUCAACGUCUCCAACCAGAGGAGUGUCAACAAGUCGAUGCCGGCGGUGUUUAAGAUAGAGCUGAAACACGGGGAGUUCACGUGGCUGGUGAAGAGGAAGGAGAAACACUUCAUGGAGCUCCACAGAGAGCUCAGGACGUACAAGACCUUCAUGAGGCUGCCGCUGCCGUCGCGGAGUCACACGAUAAAGAGGCAGGCGGGGGCGAGGAGCGAGGUGAGGCAGAUGCCGAACCUUCCCAGAGGAGGUGGAGACGAGCUGGGCCGAGAGGAGCAAGUGUCCAGUCGAAGGAAACAACUGGAAGAUUACUUGAAUAAGCUGCUAAAGAUGCCGAUGUACAGGAACUACCAUGCCACGAUGGAGUUCAUUGAUGUUAGCCAGCUGUCCUUCAUCCACGACCUGGGACCAAAGGGCUUAGAAGGAAUGGUGCUGAAGCGGUCCGGCGGCCAUCGGAUACCCGGGUUGAACUGCUGUGGUCACAGUAAAAUGUGCUACCGCUGGUCCAAACGGUGGCUGGUGGUGAAGGACUCCUUCCUGCUUUACAUGAAACCGGAUUCAGGUGCCAUCUCCUUCGUGAUGCUGGUCGACAAAGAGUUCAACAUCAAGAUGGAUUCUAAAGAGACGGAAACCAAACAUGGCGUCCGCAUCGACAGUCUCUCCAGGUCCCUGGUGCUGAAGUGCACCAGCUACAGACACGCCCGCUGGUGGGGUCAGGCCAUCGAAGGCUUCGUCCAGAAGCACGGCUCCGCCUUCCUCACCGACCACCGCUUUGGAUCCUUCGCCAGAGAGGAAGUGAACAUCCCCGCCAAAUGGUAUGUGAAUGGGAAAACAUACAUGGAGGACGUGGCUGAUGCUCUUGAAGAAGCCAAAGAGGAAAUUUUCAUCACAGACUGGUGGUUGAGUCCAGAGAUCUUCCUGAAGAGGCCGGUAGUUGAAGGAAACCGCUGGCGUCUGGACUGUAUAUUAAAACGCAAAGCGCAACAAGGAGUUCGAAUCUUUGUGAUGCUGUACAAGGAGGUGGAGUUGGCUCUGGGCAUCAACUCAGGAUACAGCAAGAGAACGCUGCUGCACCUUCACCCCAACAUCAAGGUGAUGCGUCACCCAGACCACGUCUCCUCCGCCGUCUACCUGUGGGCGCACCACGAGAAGAUCAUCGUCAUCGACCAGUCGGUGGCCUUCGUGGGCGGGAUCGACCUGGCGUACGGACGCUGGGACGACAAGGAACACCGGCUGACGGACGUUGGGAGUGUGACGCUCUCUCACCUGGAGCAGGCCAGCGCUGCCUCGUCCAGUCAGGCCUCCCCGUCCAACGGCAGCGGCGCCCAGAGCAACAGGAAGGGCAUUUUUACAGUGAUGGACUCGGUGGACCAGCCCAAGCUGAAGGGUCAGGGGAAGAUGAAGAGGAACAGGUUCAGCAUCAGGAGACACCUGCAGAAACACGGCCUGGCUCAGGCCGACAGCGACAGCGACAGCGACCUGGAGGCUGAGGAGAAAGCCGGCUCAGUGCGUAGUCUGCACACAGGAGUCGGAGAGUUGUUCGGAAACACACGCUUCUGGCACGGCAAAGACUACUGCAACUUUGUGCACAAGGACUGGAUUCAGCUGGACAAACCUUUCGAUGAUUUCAUAGACAGACACACGACUCCCAGAAUGCCUUGGCAUGACAUCGCCUCAGUGGUUCACGGGAAGGCAGCUCGGGACGUGGCCAGACACUUCAUCCAGCGGUGGAAUUUCACCAAGCUUGUGAAGCCAAAGUACCGCUCUCUGUCGUACCCGUACCUGCUGCCCAAGUCUCACACCACCGCUGGAGAACAGCGAUACCAAGUCCCCGACUGCACCCCCGCCAAAGUCCAGAUCCUCCGCUCGGCCUCAGACUGGUCGGCCGGCAUCAAAUACCACGAGGAGUCCAUCCACAACGCCUACGUCCACGCCAUCCAGAACAGCCAGCACUUCAUCUACAUCGAGAAUCAGUUCUUCAUCAGCUGUGCAGACAACCGGCACGUUUUCAACAAGAUAGGAGACACUAUUGCUGAGCGCAUCAUCAAAGCGUACAGGGAGGGUAAAAGGUACCGAGUGUACGUGGUGACGCCUCUGCUGCCAGGCUUCGAAGGAGACAUCAACACCGGGGGAGGCAGCGCCAUCCAGGCCGUCAUGCACUUCAACUACAGGACCAUGAACAGAGGAGACCACUCCAUCAUCUCCCAGCUCAGGAGAGAGAUGGGAGACCAGUGGAUAAACUACAUCUCCAUCGCCGGGCUGAGGACUCACGCCGACCUGGAGGGGAAGCUGGUCACCGAGCUCAUCUACGUCCACAGCAAGAUGCUCAUCGCCGACGACAACACUGUCAUCAUCGGUUCUGCCAACAUCAACGACCGGAGCAUGCUGGGAAAGAGGGACAGCGAGGUGGCGGUGAUCGUGGAGGACUCGGAGACGGUUGCCGCGGUGAUGGACGGGCAGCCGUACCAGGCUGGAAAAUACGCCCUGCAGCUUCGCCUCGAGUGUUUCAAGAUGAUCCUCGGCGCCAACACGGACCCCUCCAUCGACAUCUCAGAUCCAGUCAGCGACCACUUCUACAAGGAGGUCUGGAUGGCCACCUGCGCUCGCAACGCCACCAUCUUCCAGAAGGUUUUCCGCUGCCUGCCGUCCAGCGACGUCCGCAACAUCCUGGAGCUGGAGGGCUACCUGGGCAAGCCGGGCCUGGACAAGGAGGACCCGGCCCGCGCCCGCGAGGAGCUGAAGAAGAUCCGCGGCUUCCUGGUCCAGUUUCCUCUUCAGUUCCUGUGCGAGCAGAACCUGCUCCCUCCCAUCGGCUCCAAGGAGGCCAUGGUGCCCAUGGAGGUCUGGACCUGAGGGGGAGGGGAGGGACUCGGCUGCGUGUUCGUGUACGUUCAUGUACGUCAUGUGGAGGGGUUCCAGGUGGAUCAGGCCCCAACCUGGUGCCAUUUUGGAGGUUUUAGUUUCUUUUUUAAAGUAUGACUCAAAUGUAUCCACUGUUAGUUAUGCUCUUAGAAAUGUUAACAUCUGUCUUUCAUAUCACUGCCAGUAGCUCGUAGUCAGGUCUGUUUUUACUGUUUUUACAUUUCCUGCCCAAACUGUCAUCAGAUGCUUCAGGUUUUCCCGUCUCUGAGAGGAAGCUUAUCCUGAGUUCACCAGCUGUGAGCAGCCAGCUGUUAAAUCCACACCCACCUCAGAUCCAGCUGUCCUGGCAGCAGCCGUGUACCGUCGUGUGCUUAAAACUCGACAGGCAGGUCCGGCUACGGUGUCUUUGCCAAACCGACUAAUGCCAGAAAUACUAUAAAAAUGAUUUAUAGUUUAAAGAAGUAGAAGAAAGAAGUAGUUUUUAAGUAGACGGCUCAAGAGGAAGGUGCCUCUAAGUCUAAACCCAGGGCUUAAACAUUUACAGAUAUUCACCAGAGCUGAGUAGAAGACAAAAAUCUUUACAACCUGGUUGGUAGAGAUUUAAACUAUCUCUACAUCAGCAGCCAAAACGACCUCCAAAAUGGCGUCAGCUGUGGUUGCGGCAGAUUUGCGACGAAGCCUCUGAACCGUCAGUGCCGCUGAAUGCACAUGAAUGACAUUACACCUUCUCAAAUCUACAAAUUUACUUUUAAAACAUGCAAAAACACAAAGGGAGGUCGACCAGCAGACAGAGCGAUGAACUCUACAGUGCCUGAGAACCUGGGCCUCAUGUUUACAAGAAGAAACAGGAAGUGGAGAGAUGGAAGCGGUCAACUGAAGCCUCCUCCUGCCCAAGCUUUUACUGGAUAAUGUUUUAUCAGCAGCUCGCUCCUCCGUUCUCUGACAACACUAUGCAACAUCCAGGGGCCGGCGAACGCAGCUCUGACUCUUCUGACGCUUCGAAAAGACACUAAAAGAGACAGAGAGGAGGAUGAAGAGCUGUCGGCCAUUUUCUAAAAACGCGCCUCAUCUCUCUCUGACGCCCUGCUUUUUAAUUUUAAUGUCAAACAGAAAAUCACAAGUGCCAAAGACUGUAGCCGGAUGUUAGAACACCGUACAUUCAUUCAUUUACAUUCCUCAUUCUGUGGAGUCUACAUUCAGCCUUAAGUGACCUGUUUUAUACUCUGAUCUGGUUCCUUUAGGUAGUGCUUUAUUUUAUGGGUUUCCUGUGAAGUUUUCUGGAAGGAUUAGAAGUUUAGUCUCUGUGUAAUGAUUAAAUUGUAGUUUUAUCUGAAGGUGUGUACAUCUUCCUUUCCAGGAAACUGACAGGAAGUUACAGACUCAGAUAAAGCAUUACUGCUCUUUUUUUUAACGACAUAACCCACAGAUUCAUGCAUGAUAAGUUUAUGACAACGCUGCGUUUCACUCUCGGUCUGAAGGUUGAAAUUCUUAAGCGACAGUCAGCUUCAUAUCUGUUAUAUUUGGCUGAUUAUAAGAUUAUUAGGUGAAGUGUUAGCAGCUCUUAAGAGAAAAUUCAGUCUCUUUUAAGGCUUUUGAGAUGUAUAUUACCCAUGAUCCCCUGCUUCUGGAGCAGGAAGUGCUGAACUCCAAACUCCAUUUUAGAAAUCUGGAUAUUUUCAGAGUUUCCUGGCUGGAUAUCAGAGGUGAACGCUGGUUUUUAACGACUUCUAAGUUCAGGAAAAUCAGUUUCCAGCUUUAAGUUUAUAGAAAUAUUAAAACUCAUGCUCAAGUUUUAAUCUGGAACCUCGUCGUCUCUGGAUUUCUGAUCUUCUGACGUUUCUGAAACGCAGUGUCGAUAUUCCUCAGUGUCUUCCUGUGUAUGAUCUCUGCAUGAAGCUGUUUUGUGCGAUGGAUUUUUACCAAAAACAAACCAACGACCAUCAGAGACGCUCCCUGCAGCUGACAGCAUGACAGCAGCUCGUUGCCAUUAAACACCAGAGAUAAGAAGCAUGAACCCUGCAAGCUGCAUGGUUUCCUUUAAAAGCCAUGGACUUUGUUGAUGUUAUAAAAACGUGUGCCUGUCUUACAAGCUCAAGCUUCUUUACGGUUGAUAUUUAUGGAAAAGUGGGCCCUUAAACGUGCUCUUCUUUUUAACCUUCCUCUCUACCUCCCUGUGUUUCUACCUCCUGCUCCAGUGCUUCUCAGCUGAGCUUAAAUUUGACGAUUAUUUGCAGCAACCCCCUCAAAAUUAACCAAGUAAAGCUGCCUGAAAAGGCGAGUAAACAUUAAAGGUUUGCUGUUAUGUGCAAUACCAGCCUGUUUCUGUCUAAAUCAGACAGUGUAAAGGCAGCAGAAUGUCAUUCACACCUACAGAAUUUACUUUAAAAGGCUGAGGAAACACUGACCCGUCCCGUCUCUUCUCUGUCUGGCUUUGAUCACUGUGUCUCUAUGAAAAUGCACUAUUUGCACAGACUGUUGUUUUUCCUGUGGCGACCCCGUAAUGAUGACCUGCAGUACCACGUCAUGUGUUGCUUUCUGUGAAAUGAUGGAAUAAAUAAAUACGGUGUUAAUACGUCAUUAAACGGCUUUUAUGAUUUGA
Molecule: messenger RNA, 6050 nt
Organism: Lates calcarifer (barramundi perch)
Lineage: Eukaryota; Metazoa; Chordata; Actinopteri; Centropomidae
Gene: pld1b
Product: phospholipase D1b
Exons: 26
Coding region: 329-3442 (1037 amino acids)
Biological process (GO): regulation of microvillus assembly; cell motility; phosphatidic acid biosynthetic process
Molecular function (GO): phosphatidylinositol binding; D-type glycerophospholipase activity
Source: RefSeq, a predicted model, not a curated record